Molecule: messenger RNA, 1850 nt
Organism: Schistosoma turkestanicum
Lineage: Eukaryota; Metazoa; Platyhelminthes; Trematoda; Strigeidida; Schistosomatidae
Source: the annotation of a GenBank genome assembly
UCGCGCCAAGAUUUCGAAGAUUUGUUUGAACGAUUCAAAAGCUUGCAAGGUAGUUGUCUGAAGGUUGCGGAAGACUAGCUGGUCGGAUGUUCUCGAGUUCUUGUAAUUACACGAAGUUAAGGACGAAUAUCAAACUUUCUAUUGAACGGCUUGAAUAUGUGCAAAAGAAGAAAACUGAAAUUUCAAAGAGAUUGCGUCGAGAAAUCGCAGACCUUAUAAAAGAUGGGAAGGUUGACAGAGCUCGCAUUAAAGUUGAACAAAUCAUUCGCGAUGACUACUGUGUAGAAGCAUUGGAUAUUAUACAGACGUAUCUUGAAGUGAUAAACGAACGAUUUGGGUUAAUUAGGGAUGCAAAGCUGCCAGAUGCAUCUCUUGAGACACCAAUCGCGACUGUCAUAUGGUCCACUUCACGCAUUAGUAGUGACAUUCCUGAGCUUAGUAUUGUCUGUCAGCAGCUAUCCAUCAAGUUUGGUGCGAAGUACAUUUGUGAAUGCCUCGAAAAGACAACAAUGGUCAACCGUACCGUAAUGGCAAAAUUGAAUUCUGUCGUUCCUGGGGCGAAUUUGGUUGAAAUGUAUUUGGUUGAAAUUGCGAAAAGCUAUGAUGUUGAUUUCACUCCUGACACACAUGUCAUUUGUGACGGCAAUGUGCCGCUCGAUGAUAACUUAAUCGAAUUCAAAUCUGAUGCUUGUGGGUUACCCAGUAUACCUUCCAACUUUGGAGCGUUCAGUAUGCCAUGGGCAACUCCUUCGACAUCCGAAAAACCUCCUUAUCCUACGGAUUUUAUCAACGAAACUAAGGCCCCAUCAGGCGUCCCAGCAAAUGAAACUGUGCCUUCAGAUUCAGCUAGUCAUGUGGUAUCUGUUGGAAACGUUCAAAUUUAGCAUAAACUAUAUUAGCUUUUUGUAUUUCUAUCUACUAGCCUGUAAAGCUCCAAAAAUAAUUAGUGGCUAAUGCUCCUCUACAUGAUUACCUACCUAUAUGUAUGUAUCGUACAGUGUCAAUUUGUUGUUUUAGCAACCAAUGGCGAUACAGUUAUGCCACCGCCAUAUGAUAUGUCUGUAUGCAAUGGUCAAAAUGCUGUUGUACCGUUUAAUUACCCUGGUCCUUCAUUUAUACCACCUCAAGAUGGUUUCACAAUGCUUCCUCCAGGUGGUUUCGCUUUGAUGCCACCUGUGAAUGGACCCAGUAACCCUCCCAGUAACCCCCCUUUGGACAAUGAAAAAGCAGAUUUUGAUGCUCUGGCAGAACGCUUUGAAAAACUCAAGAAAAAAUGAUGAAGUUUGUUUCUAUUCACAUUAUCAGUUAUUGAUAGAUUUUUCCUAACUUCACUAUUCAUUAUUAUUGAUCUCUGCUGUAUUUUUGAAAUAAACAUUAAUUUAAAAAAAAAGAUUCCAUGAUAUAUAAUUCGCUUUUUGUUUUCGUUAUCGAUAAUUCACACAUACAUAAUUAUUUCCAUUGAAAUACACUACUGUAAUCAAUUGUUGUACCAAGUCAGUUCGUUCUGCUUUCACUGUAUAUCAUUGUUUAUUCGAUUACCUUUGUUUAUGAUGAGUUGAAUCGGCGAUGUUCGUCUGCAAAUCUAUUUGGAUUGAUAUACUUUCAUGCUGAAGUGUAUACUGUUCUUGCUGAGGCAUAUGGAUAUUUGGGGAAGUAUUUCACUAGUUGUAAUAAUUCCGUCUAUAAUUAAAGAUUAUGGUUGUAAUCAGCAUACUCUGAAUAUCCUAAAUCGUAGUAGGAGUAAAAUCAAUAUUUAUGUAUAGUGAUGUAUAGGAUUGUAAAAUCAUUGUUUUGUGAACUCACUGUCUCAAUUAUACUAUGUUGAUUGAUUAUAAGUAAAUGUACAUGGA